This is a messenger RNA of Candidozyma duobushaemuli, 300 nucleotides long. RefSeq names its product mitochondrial 54S ribosomal protein mL60. The record is from RefSeq and is a predicted model, not a curated record. The transcript is spliced from 2 exons. Gene Ontology annotation, molecular function: structural constituent of ribosome. Gene Ontology annotation, cellular component: mitochondrial large ribosomal subunit. The coding region runs from base 1 to 300 and encodes 99 amino acids. NCBI's taxonomy places the organism in Eukaryota, Fungi, Ascomycota, Pichiomycetes, Serinales, Metschnikowiaceae.
AUGCUAGGUGCCUUCAGAUCCACACUUGUGGCCUACGGUGGCUACUUAUGGAAAAAAGCACCCAGAAUGUCACAACCUCAAAAACAGAGACUCAGGAGACGCAUGCAGCUCGUGGAUCACAACAUCGAGGUGCUCUACCAAUCACUCAAACCUGAGAACGAGGUAUCCACCGGUUUCAAGAAGAUCGAUGCCUUGAAGUUUGACUUCCCCAAAGAAUACGAGUUGCUGACGAAAGACAAGUAUACGACGUUUGACAAGAAGGUUCGUGGCUACAGAAAGUCGGUGCACUUCAAUUUCUGA